AUGGCUAUGCGAGACGUCAUUGGUGACCCGGAUUUGCUUCUUAGGAAGACCCCUGCGAACCCAAAAUAUGAGCACGUGAAGCCCGUUGUGGAGACCGGUAUGACGGCUGAGCUGGCACGCUUCAUGAAGAACACAGGCGCCGCCUUGUAUCGGGUAUCAGGCGAACCUUUCAUGCGGAUUCGGACACGACUGAUAGGGGACUUUGUUCAAAAGCAGCAAUCCCAGUCGGGGGAAAUUAAAGACGGCGGUUUUGCCCACCCGAUGGAUGAGUACCGGGCUCCCGACACACAACUGCCGAAGGAAUAUCUCAUUCUAGACGUCCGUUCGGAGGAAGAGUACGCGGCUUGUCAUAUCAAAGGGGCACUGCACUAUCCGAAGCGGCGAAUGGUACACGCCAUUAAUCCUCUUCUUCCCGAGAUGUUCAACUUUAAGAAUAAGGAAAACAAGCUAAUCGUGUUGUACGACUUGGAAGAAGAGAUGACGAUUGCCCAGGGUAUUGGACAAAACGUUUUUGAAAAGGGUAUUGACAACCUAGCGGUGAUGACCGGUGGCCUGCGCGAGUUUGUUCAGGAUUACGCAGACUGUAUUGUGGGAGAGUCUCCUGUGCCUAUAGUCCCGCGUGAUACCCGGCUGCUCAAGCGUGCAGAGGCUGUGUCAGCAGCACGUAGUGAAACGCAGCGCAGCGCAUUCUCGCAUAAGCCGAAGAGUCUUUCCAACAGCCUCGCCAAGCCCCGUCCGCGAUGA
Molecule: messenger RNA, 744 nt
Organism: Trypanosoma brucei brucei TREU927
Lineage: Eukaryota; Euglenozoa; Kinetoplastea; Trypanosomatida; Trypanosomatidae
Exons: 1
Coding region: 1-744 (247 amino acids)
Biological process (GO): cilium assembly; protein polyglutamylation
Cellular component (GO): ciliary basal body
Source: RefSeq, a predicted model, not a curated record